AUGGGUGGCUGCAAGAAUUUUGCGUCGUUAGUGAGCUCCAGAGACGAAAAAGCAAACCUGUGCCCAAGUAGAAAGUCGAGCGUGCGAGUUGUCGAACAGCACCUGCUUCAUGAAAUGUCGGAUUCGUCGCAACAUCUUCGUCUUGCACUUACAGUCACUCAUCUACUUUUGGUUGCCCUUGGAUCUCUCAAUUUACUCGUCAUUUUUCUUAUACUUUCCAGACAAUAUUUACGUUCGAUAACGAAUGUUUAUAUGGUUGGAUUGUGCCUAGCCGAUUUCAUCUACCUCACCGAUUUAUCACUUGUUGCUGCGACAUCAUUAAAUCUUAAAAGUUGGCCAUUCGGCUCAGCUUUAUGUCAUUUUUAUCAUGGCACAGAGACGACAGGAAAAUAUGCUUCGGUCCUGUUUGUCGUACUACUUGCUGCCGAUCGAUAUUUAGCUAUGUGUAAAACGGAUGCAUGUGCACGAUUCAGAAAUUAUCGUGUAGCGAUGAUUCUCAGCACGUUAGCAUGGGUUAUCGCAAUUGUAUGCAGCCUUCCGUUGUAUUUAUAUGCAAAAGAAGCCACAUUUGGUGUACGGCCAAAAAAUGCGACCGAUGGCGAAUAUCUGAACAAAACGUUCUGCUUGGUUCAUUGGCCAAGUACACCGGCAGCUCAGUGGUACAUCACCACAUGUUCAAUACUAAUAUUCAUACUGCCAGUACUAGUCAUAUUUUACUGUUACUACCAGGUUUUCUGUAAACUACGGGAAGCAGCAAAGGGUUCAAGACGUCUACAACGUUCCACAACAACACGGGCUCCUUAUCAACGUGUAACAAGAAGCGUUCAGCGGGUGGUACUUUUCCAUCUACUUUGUUGGACCCCAUUCUGGCUGUUCAAUCUGUUUUCUUCAAUUUUUCGAGUUCGUAUCACCUCACAACUUGAACGAAUAGUAGUGAAUAUUAUUCAUUUAUUCCCAUAUGUGAACUGUGCCCUCAAUCCACUUCUAUAUGCAUACAGAGCAGAGAAUUUCCGGAUCGCCUUCAAAUCCUUGUUCUUCUGGUCGGCCAGGGCAACACACGAACUCGACGGAUCGCGUCCGAAUGUAUCGCGAAGUACUUACUGUAGCAGCAAUAACCAUCCAAUAUCGGAUGAACGUAGCAAAACAGGGCUGCUUGAAAAGCGACCACCAUCUACAUGCAAGGAUGAAGCGAACGGUGGCAAGGAACGGAUUAGAUCAUCCAUGGAUGAGACGUGGCGCUCACAAUCAGUUCUGGACAGGCCAUUGAAACGAUCCGUGAAAUUGGCGAAGAAUGAAAAGGCACAAGGAGCAAGUCUUCACGUACGAUUCUAUUCUCAAAAGCCGACAGCUCAAAGUAUCAUUUUACAAUCACCUAAAGAAGAUCGUAAAGAUAAUAUAACAUUACUGUAA
Molecule: messenger RNA, 1410 nt
Organism: Necator americanus (New World hookworm)
Lineage: Eukaryota; Metazoa; Nematoda; Chromadorea; Rhabditida; Ancylostomatidae
Exons: 13
Coding region: 1-1410 (469 amino acids)
Biological process (GO): G protein-coupled receptor signaling pathway
Cellular component (GO): neuron projection; plasma membrane
Molecular function (GO): G protein-coupled receptor activity; peptide binding
Source: RefSeq, a predicted model, not a curated record